Messenger RNA from Cyclopterus lumpus (lumpfish), 1476 nucleotides. It is a transcript of the gene agbl4, whose product is annotated as ATP/GTP binding protein-like 4. The coding region runs from base 1 to 1458 and encodes 485 amino acids. Gene Ontology annotation, biological process: proteolysis. The record is from RefSeq and is a predicted model, not a curated record. The transcript is spliced from 13 exons. Gene Ontology annotation, molecular function: zinc ion binding; metallocarboxypeptidase activity. Lineage: Eukaryota; Metazoa; Chordata; Actinopteri; Perciformes; Cyclopteridae.
AUGGAGGAAAACCCUGUUAGAGACGUCGAGACUGGUAGUGAAACUGGAGGAGAGGAGGCCUUGGUGGGAAAUGUGAACAAGCUGAUGGUGAGCCCACCAGGUUACUCCGGACCUCCGCGAAAAGGACAUCUGCUUUUUGAUGCUUGCUUUGAGAGUGGGAACCUCGGCCGGGUCGACUACAUCAGUGAGUUUGAGUUUGACCUCUUCAUCCGCCCCGACACCUGCAACCCCCGCUUCAGAGUCUGGUUCAACUUCACAGUGGAGAACGUCCGUGAGACACAGAGAGUCAUUUUCAACGUGGUCAACUUCUCCAAGACCAAGAGCCUGUACAGAGAUGGCAUGUCUCCUGUCGUCAAGUCUACCAGCAGGCCCAAAUGGCAGAGGCUUCCUGCCAAAAACGUGUACUACUACCGCUGCCCUGACCACCGGCGCAACUAUGUCAUGUCCUUCGCCUUCUGUUUUGACCGAGAGGACGACGUAUACCAGUUUGCCUACUGCUACCCCUACACCUACUCCAGACUGCAGCACUACCUGGCCAGUCUGGAGCGCAGAAACCUGCCCUACCUGCAGAGGGAGCAACUGGGACUCAGUGUGCAACAACGGCGUCUCGACCUGUUAACCAUCACCAACACUGAACAUCUGAGUCCAGAGAGGGAGAAGAAGCUGGUCUUUCUUACAGCUCGUGUUCACCCUGGAGAGUCUCCUGCCUCCUUUAUUUGUCAAGGUGUGAUCGACUUCCUGGUAAGCCAGCAUCCCGUGGCUCAGAUCCUAAGAGAUCAUGUGAUCUUCAAGAUCGUCCCCAUGCUAAAUCCUGAUGGAGUCUACCUGGGCAACUACAGGUGUUCUCUGAUGGGUUUCGACCUGAAUCGCCACUGGCAGGAUCCCUCUCCAUGGGCCCACCCCACACUGCACGCUGUCAAACAACUCAUAGUGCAGAUGAACCAAGACCCGAGAGUUAGUUUGGAGUUCUACAUUGAUGUUCACGCCCACUCCACCAUGCUGAAUGGCUUCAUGUACGGCAAUGUGUUUGAGGACGAGGAGCGCGUCCAGAGACAGGCUGUUUUUCCCAGACUGUUGUGCCAAAAUGCACCAGACUUCUCCUUUUCCAACACGUCCUUUAACCGGGACAUGGUGAAGGCCGGUACCGGGAGACGGUUCCUCGGUGGUCUCCUGGAUGACACGUCCUACUGCUACACUCUGGAGGUUUCCUUCUACAGCUACAUGGCGGCUGGCAGCACCGCUCCCGUGCCGUACACUGAGGAGACAUACACCAAACUGGGCAGGAAUGUUGCUCGAACCUUCCUGGAUUACUACAAACUCAACAACCUCAUCAAGGACAACAGACCAAUUCACAUUCAAAGCUCUGAGGUGACAGGCGAUGAUAACAAAAAGGGCAACGGUGUUGGCAGAGACGCAGCAGACAGAGAAAGGGAGAAGAGCCAGGGUGUCAGGCACUAGACAAUCAGACAGAAGGAC